This is a messenger RNA of Anneissia japonica, 3463 nucleotides long. RefSeq names its product flotillin-1-like. Bases 190 to 1470 code for a protein of 426 amino acids. Gene Ontology annotation, biological process: positive regulation of cell-cell adhesion mediated by cadherin; protein localization to plasma membrane; protein kinase C signaling. The transcript has 11 exons. The record is from RefSeq and is a predicted model, not a curated record. NCBI's taxonomy places the organism in Eukaryota, Metazoa, Echinodermata, Crinoidea, Comatulida, Comatulidae. Gene Ontology annotation, cellular component: plasma membrane.
UUCAUGGUGUUUUGAAUAUUUAACGCUUUGAGUAUUAAUAUUACAAGUAGAGAAUUAAUAUUCCAAUACGUAUAACCUUUACCUACACUGUACAAGGAAAACGUCUGCGUCUGUGUGUUUAGUAAGGAGGGCGUUUAUGACCAUUCUAAGGAGCCUAUAACCACCAAAAAAUUGUAUUAAUUUCAAAUCAUGGGGUUCGAGGUGUGUGGACCAAAUGAAGUCAUAGUUAUUUCAGGAUGUUGCCAUUCAUCUCCCGAGAUGAUCGUUGGAGGGCGGGCGUUUGUCUGGCCGAUAAUUCAACAGAUGCAGAAGCUAUCUCUCAAUACCAUGACAUUGCAGAUCUCUACGGACAAUGUGUACACAAGGCUUGGAGUGCCAGUUUCUGUUACUGGUGUUGCUCAGGUUAAAAUUCAAGGACAAAAUCAAGAAAUGUUAAAAGCAGCCUGUCAGCAAUUUCUUGGAAAACCGGAAGCAGAAAUAGAACAAGUUGCUAUGGAAACAUUAGAGGGCCAUCAGAGAGCCAUCAUGGGUACAAUGACAGUUGAGGAAAUCUAUAAAGACCGUAAGAAGUUCUCAAAGAAUGUGUUUGAAGUUGCUUCAUCUGACUUGGUAAACAUGGGUAUCUCUGUGGUCAGUUAUACACUGAAGGAUGUCAGAGACAGUCAUGGUUAUUUAAAAGCGCUUGGCAUGACACGUACAGCUCAGGUUAAGAAGGAUGCCCGUAUUGGUGAAGCUGAGGCUAAACGAGAUUCUGGUAUUAAGGAAGCAAGAGCUGAGGAGGAGCGAAUGGCAGCAAGGUACACAAACGACGCAGAGAUUGCAAAAGCUAAGCGAGAUUUUGAACUCAAGAAGGCAGCUUACGACAUGGAGGUACAGACAAAGAAAGCUGAGUCAGAGUUGGCCUACGAAUUGCAGGCUGCCAAGACCAAACAGUCUAUCAAGGAAGAACAGAUGCAGAUUAAGGUUGUAGAGAGAGCUCAGCAGAUUCAAGUACAACAACAAGAGAUUUCACGUCGCGAGAAGGAAUUGGAUGCGCAAGUAAAACAACCAGCCGAGGCUGAGAAAUACCGGCUUGAAACGAUUGCUGCAGCUAACAAGAAGAAGAUCAUCCUGGAGGCAGAAGCAGCAGCUGAGGCUGUCAGAGUGCGUGGAGAAGCUGAAGCGUAUGCAAUUGAAGAGAAAGCCAAGGCUGAAGCUGAGCAGAUGGCUAAGAAGGCUGAUGCCUGGAAAGACUACCAAGAUGCUGCAAUGAUAGACAUGGUUUUGGAAACUCUACCAAGAGUGGCUGCUGAAGUUGCUGCCCCACUUGCUCAGACCAAGAAGGUUACAAUGGUCUCUAGUGGCAAGGGCGAUGUGGGUGCGGAAAAGCUGACAGGCGAGGUGAUGGAUAUCAUGGACCGCCUACCCAAGCUUGUCCAGAGCAUGACUGGUGUGGAUAUCCACAAGAGCAUUGCACAAACCCGUGUCUAACAAUCAUUUUGAAACUUUACAAUCAUGAUGGGGAAGAUGUCAGCUCCAGAAGAGUAAACAUCUGCACUUCAGUGAGGUUGUAUUGUAAAUAAUUGAAUCUCACAAUAUUAUCUAGCAUUGUAUAUAGAAUCAUUUUUUUCAGUUGUGUGUUUUUCAUAUAGUAAAUAGUGAAAUUAUGUAGUAGUGACUAUUUACAAGAGAUUUUGAUGCAUUGUUACCUGAACCUUGUAAGUUUUAGAAAAACAAUAUUUAAGAUGAUAGGCUUUUUUUAGGCUGGGCACUCACAGCACCUGAUGUUCGUCGAUUUUCUGAAUAGUGCAGCGUGACGAGGCACGUUAGUGGAUCAUUUUUUAUGAUUGCCACUGACUAUCAGCAGACAGUAUCACAUUGUGUAACACUCACAGGGAGCAGAGUUUGAUCCAUCGUGUAACUGUCCUACGACCGUCACACAAAGCAGUGAGUGUCUGGCUUUAGAAUACUCAGACUCCGUUUAAAUGAACAUAUAUUUCUAAUGUGUUGGACAGUUCCAAUAUUGGUCAUUGAUAUCUUCUUUCAAGUUCAGUAUCUGCAGUUGGUUAAGUGGUAUAUUAUACGCUGUCUGUCCUUAAGUAUAAGUACAUAUAAUAAUAAAAUCAUUUAGCUGUGUUCUAAAUUUAUCAUCUUGUGUGGUAGAUUACUAUAGUUUUUGUGAUGUUUUUUAUCAUUGUUAGAUAAUGGCUGCACAAAGAAAAUUGAGCUUUGAAUGAAAUACCAUUUUAAAUUGUUGAAUGAUAAUUAUGAUUGAUUUUAUUUCCAUUGUUACAUCUAAAGGGGAAAAAUGAUAUAUGUGCUUAGGAUUAUUUACUCAUUAAAUUAACUGAUGUAUUGAUUGCUUAAAGGACCAUGUUAUCUUAAAAUUUUCAUUCAUUGAAAAUAAGACCAUAUGCAAACAAGAAAUCAUAAACCCCACCAUGGAUUUUAUUCCAGGCCUGUGACAUCUGGAGACAGCACUGACCGCAUUAUAUCGUACAGCGGUACAAUGCAAUGCAAAGUUGCCUAUACUAUUUCUAAUUUCCUUCUUGUCAAUCCUGUUGAUGAUUGUAUUGAACAAAAACAUGCUUGGUGUUAUUAACUUUUAUAUUGAUUUUAUAUAAUAUCAACAUAAAUAUAAUGGAAUAAUUACAGGUUAAUACUAUAUUUAGAUAUUGCGUUUUUUUUUUUUUUUUUAGUUAAGAGCUGUUAUUGAUGAUAUUGAGAUUUGGAUGCAACAAAAAUUGCCACCAUUAAUUUUGUUAUCACUACUUCUCUUUUUAGAUAAUAAAAUUGGGUGAUUUAAUGUAAUCAACUUCCCUUCUAUUAAUUAUGAUAUAUGCAUUUACUGUAUGCAUGGUUGUUGAUUAUAGUUGGAAUAAAGGUAAAUAAAUAAAUAAAUUCUUAUAUGCCAUACUGAUAAGAUGUAUUAAUUAAUUACAUUAGUUAAUUUUGUAAUUAAUACUGUACCAACAUGGCUACAUCAGAUAGAGGUGAAAUUAUUUUUUGUCUUAGUGUAGUUUAGAUAUUGUUCAUAUUCUACAAUAUACAAGGUAUUACAUCAUUUUCAAUGUAUAUAAGCCUAUUCUUAUAUAGGAGUAUCAAAUAUGGUAUUUAGUUUUACUAUUUAUUCCUCUUCCUCAUAACAAUUAAUAUCUGGUUAAAGUAACAAGUGAUUUUCAGUGAGGUUUUGUAAAUGUAUUUCAAUAAACAGAAUACUAUAAUAGUUGGAAUUGCAAUUAUUGUUUUAAUUUUUAAGACUGAAUGCUUUUAAUUAUUCUUAGCCCAUUUCCAUGUGCAUAAUACCAAAUAUUAGAAUUCCGAAAUUUAACAUUUCUUACAACUAGUCAAUCAUUUUUAGUAUAAUGAUAUUUCAAAUGAUAUUUAGAUAAUACUUUUGAGAAAUAAUUUCCUGUAUGUAAAGUGGCGAUGGUUUGUAUCUACUCGGCGAUGAAAGUAUUAAAGUCAUGUGUAUAUAGUAUAA